AUGGCUGCCGGUUUGAGGAUCACCGCAGAUGAAUCUCGACAAAGUUCAGGAGUCGAUCCAGAAUCUUUACAAAUGGCGGCAAUCCGAUCUCUGUACGGUGAGGUAGUCAAAGGUCUUUCCCAUGAUGUGCGUAAUCGACAGGGACCUGGCGCACCGGGAAGUCGAAGACCAUCAAGUCAGUUCCUUCAACCUGUGCAAGCUGAACCGACUGCGCGCUCCAGCGAUGAGACUCCCCUACUUCAUUUGAAACUUAGAGUCAGUGAUCACAACUGGGUUUACAGCAGUAAAUUGACCACUCUCUAUCUUGAUGUUUUGACAGAGAUUGCGUCUGCCGGAUCGACCUUUGAACACGAGAAAGCUUUACAUACUGGAAUCGGUAAAGGUAGUAUUCAGGUUGAAAUCUUGAAGGGUCUCUUGAGUGGUGAUGCUCAAUUUUUAGUCACCACUUCUUGA
Melampsora larici-populina 98AG31 is the source of this 453-nucleotide messenger RNA. RefSeq lists its product as uncharacterized. Lineage: Eukaryota; Fungi; Basidiomycota; Pucciniomycetes; Pucciniales; Melampsoraceae. The coding region runs from base 1 to 453 and encodes 150 amino acids. The transcript has 3 exons. Gene Ontology annotation, biological process: long-chain fatty acid biosynthetic process. Gene Ontology annotation, cellular component: fatty acid synthase complex. The record is from RefSeq and is a predicted model, not a curated record.